GAGAGGGACAAUAGUCAAAAGGCUUAGUGACAGGCUUUGGCUCUCUGUCACCUUCACUACACUAGACUCAUUAGCCAACUGUUGGGCCAUCGAAGGCCCCCUGGCAAGUGCCACGCUAAUGAACCCUCUUAUUCAGCAGAGGGAUUUUUUACACCUAUUUGUGAAGAUCCCUAAAAAUGAAGAAAAUGCUUGAAUCCAUCUGUGUAACUGAAGAACUUCAUUGGCCUAAAGAAGAAUUUUCAAGAAAAUCAGUCUUAAAUGUGGAAGGGAAGAAGGUCCUAGUCACUGGCCAUAAUGUGCAAGAAAUGUCCGUAGGAAUCCUAAGAGAUACCUUUAGAACUGGCACCAGCAGCUAUAAUGUCCUGCUUCAAAGCAAAGAGGAAGAGAAGAAGCCAAGCUCUCAAAAGAAUUCACAUUUGUGUAAAAACAAAAAACGCAAGAGGUCUAACAAGGCUUCUAGCACACCUCGUGGUAAGGAACAUAACAAAGGCAGGACUCCUUCGUCAAAAAGUGGAUCGUUGUGUUCCAAAAGGAACAUAUCCGUUUCUACCUUAGCUGCAAGACCCACCAACUCUAAAUGCUCACAGAACAUCUCAGUGUCAGGGAACAGUAUCGGUAUCACACAAAGACCUAAGACCAAAGCAAGGAGGAAACAUUAUACAACCAGCCUAAUUAAGGGCAAAGAAACACAGGUCUCAGUAUCUCCAGGCAAAGAAGAAAUCUCGGCCAAGAAAUGUUGUAUAUUGAAUGCCAUAAAGCCGUCAAAUGUCGAAAAAGAGAAGAUCAGGUUCUUCAAGUCAGAGUUUACAUACAAUCCUCAGUUUGAAUAUUCCAAUCCUGCUUUGCCGCACGUGUUAGCCAAACAUAGCCAUGCAUCCGACAGAUUUCUGCAACAGGCCAUCAACAUCAUGCGGCGGGCUCUUGAGAAAUAUGGGAAUUAUGAAAAGUUUGAGCAAGCUACAGGAGGCAGUCUUCUCCCAAAGUGUCGUAUCUCGCAGCAGGCACGGAAAUACAUGGAGAAAGAAGGUUGUCUAGGGGAAAUUGUCGUUUUCCUCACUGAUGAUUUACUUUCAAGAGCCUCAAUGACAGUUGUGAAUGGACGUCCGACACUCACAAUCAACACCUCCACAGCACGAGAACAAUGGCUGGAAGGGAUGCUUAGACACGAAAUAGGCACCCAUUAUUGUCGAGGAAUGAACAACAUUCAGCAACCAUGGAGCAAUCUCAACGGUCGUAAAAAAUAUGGGUUGAAACCAGUGAACCCAACAGAAGAAGGACUUGCAAGCAUCCACAGUGUUUUAUUUCGCAAGGACCCCUAUUUGUGGAGAGCUGCUCUUCUUUACUAUACUGUCUACCAGGCCAGUCGAAUGUCCUUCAGUGAACUCUUCCGUGAUGUGGGCAAAUUUGUUAAGGACCCAAACACCAGAUGGGAUUAUUGUGUACGGGCUAAGAGGGGCUGCAGUGAUACAUCUCAGCCAGGUUGCUUCAGUAAAGAUCAGGUGUACUUGGAUGGAAUCCUUCAAAUUCUGAGGCACAGGCACACUAUAGAUUUCCACCUUUUAAUAUCAAUGGGAAAGAUCUCUUAUGAGGACAUUGAACGUCUAAAAGACUUUGCAGUUCUUGACAAUGCCAGGAUUCCACAAUUCCUCCAAGACAAGAGUCGCUACAUGGAGUGUCUCGAGAGGAUUAUGGAGGUCAACGAACUUAGUGAUUCGGUACUAAUCAAGCUCAUUGGCUGAGCCUCAGCAAGUUACCUAGAACAGACAGUCUGAUUGCUAUAGCUUCUUAUCAUACCUGUGGAUGACCUUGUACGACCUUGUACCACACGAGUGAGUCAAAAAAGUUCAAUGUUUAACUGACCACAGACAUACAGCCUGAGCCUGAUUUUCGUUGUUACUUUUUGAAAAACUUUGUACAAGUCCUUUGUACAUGUGAGUGUUAUUAUAUAUACUAUAGGAAAGGAACCCAACUUUCCAAAUUAUGUAAAAUAGAUCAAAUAUGCCUACAAAUCUCUGCAUUAUUUAUCAUUGUUCUUUGUAGGAAU
Molecule: messenger RNA, 2044 nt
Organism: Spea bombifrons (plains spadefoot toad)
Lineage: Eukaryota; Metazoa; Chordata; Amphibia; Anura; Pelobatidae
Gene: MATCAP2
Product: microtubule associated tyrosine carboxypeptidase 2
Exons: 7
Coding region: 177-1739 (520 amino acids)
Source: RefSeq, a predicted model, not a curated record